AUUUAGAGAUAACAUAACAAAUAACAAUUAACAAUAAUAGUUUUAUACUUAACAGUGAACUUGUGAACAUUUUGCUUAUUACCAAUAAUUCGUUGACUGAGACACUGAGUCUUAUUGCUCGUAUUCUAUUUGGAAGAAAUUUUAAACUAAUUAGUAAUCAAACUUCAAGUGUCAUUGCAAGAUAAAUUUGGUAAUACGUAUUUAUAAAAAUGGACAGCUUUUAUGGAAAUUCAUAUCAAAGCAAUGGAGGCGAAAAAGAUUUUCAGAAAUUGGCUCAAUUGAUUGGCACUAAUAUCCAGAAAAUAUCACAAAAUGUUUCAUCCAUGAAUAGAAUGGUAAACCAAUUAAAUACAGUUCAAGAUGCUACAGAAGUUAGAAAACAAUUGCAUCAAAUAUCUCAUUACACUCAACAGCUAUCUAAAGAUACUAGUCAUAAUUUAAAGGAACUUAGUGAAAUACGAUCAUAUUCUUCUCAAACAGAUCAAAGACAAUUGAAAAUUCAAAAAGAACGUUUAGCUGAAUCGUUUACAUCUGCUUUAAAUGCAUUCCAAGCCAUUCAACGUAAAGCAUACGACAAAGAAAAUGCAGAGCUAAUGAAACGUACAAAAGCAUCUUCAUCUACUGGAAAAUUACCUCCACCACCUGGUUCUAAAUAUCAAAAUGGUUAUUCAAACCCAAAUGAAAACCAAAAUGAUCAAGCUCAGUUACAAAUUUUGGAUGAGGUAAAUUUACAAGUAGUUGAACAAGAACAAGCUAUUAGACAACUUGAGAAUGACAUAAGUGACGUAAAUCAAAUUUUUAAAGAACUUGGUACUUUAGUUCAUAACCAAGGUGAAAUUAUUGAUAGUAUUGAAGCUAAUGUACAAAUUACUAAUGUAUCAGUUCAAGAAGCAACUGGUCAAUUGAGACGAGCAACUGAUUACACUAACAAGCUCAGGAAAAAAAGAUUCUAUUUAUUAGUUAUUUGUGCUGUGAUAUUAAUCAUAAUUACAUUGACCAUUGUUUGGGGCUCUAAAUAAAUGUGUUUGUGUUAGUUAUACUUAUUAAUAUUGUAUUUCAGUUAUUCCAUUUUGUUAAUCUAUAUAAAAAAGAUAUAUUAUAUAUAUUUAUAAUUUAUAUGUAUGUGUCUAAAGUUUAAACUGUUUAAAGUAUUUUUUUUUUUUAUACAUAUAAUAUAAAUGUUAUUCAUUAUAGUAAAAAAAAUACGGUUUAUUAAUUAUUAGAUGUACUUACAAAGCUGCUUAAUUAAUACAUUUUUUAGUUAUCAUAAUUUUUUAUUUUAUAUUAUUAUUACUGUUGUUAAUAUUUGCAUAUACUAUUAUAUAUAGAUCAUAUAUAGAAUUUAUGUAAUGUACAUCAUAGGUAUGGCUGGACUUUUACAGCAUGCAAUUUCAAAAAAGAUCUUCAAAAUAAUUUUUAACAGUAGACUCCCAGAGUAUGUACUAAUAUCUCUUACUCUUAUGAUAAAAUAUCACGUCGUAUUUAUAAAGUUGAUCAAAAAAAAUGUCAAACAUUAUUUAAUUUAACUUUUAAGGCUUAAGUCAUACUGUCAUUGCUUAAAAAAAUUUGAAGUAUUGCUUAACUAUACCCAUCAACACUAAUAAACUUGCCUACGAUGUACAUAUUAUGUUUAGUUCAAGUAACACACCUAUCAAUUAUAAAACUACAAAUAGUUAUAAUAUUGAAUGAAUAAUACGUAUAAUUUUGUAAUUAUAAUAUGCUGAAUUUUAAAUUAUACUAUUUUAUUUAUUA
This is a messenger RNA of Acyrthosiphon pisum (pea aphid), 1752 nucleotides long. RefSeq names its product syntaxin-7. Lineage: Eukaryota; Metazoa; Arthropoda; Insecta; Hemiptera; Aphididae. Gene Ontology annotation, biological process: vesicle fusion; vesicle-mediated transport; intracellular protein transport. The coding region runs from base 210 to 1019 and encodes 269 amino acids. Gene Ontology annotation, molecular function: SNAP receptor activity; SNARE binding. Gene Ontology annotation, cellular component: SNARE complex; synaptic vesicle; membrane. The transcript is spliced from 7 exons. The record is from RefSeq and is a predicted model, not a curated record.